AUGAGGUUGUCACAUCUUCUUCAGCAGAUUCUAUUUAGCAGCUACGGACUGAUGAUGGCCUUCGCCGCUUUACACGACGUCGUCCGGGACGCCCCGCUCGGACAGCUCCUGCGCUACUUCACCAACAAUCGUCUCUUUCAAUAUCCUGAAGAACAUGCGGGCUUCGAACUUCCUGAUCCGUGGGCCCAUAUGCUGGGAACUACAAAACUGCCUGAAACAAAGCAAAAUGGGUCAGCUACACCUUCCACCGUUACGACCUUGCCUUCCGAUCAGAAUACUAUCAGCGAUACUACCUCAGAGAAACCGGAUGUCGAAAGCGGCCAUGCCAAUGAAGACAAGACUAGCUAUUCGAUAGCGAAAGUGGCUAAUGACGGUACCAUUCUAGUUGAUUGGUACUCCGACCACGAUCCUGACAAUCCGCAAAAUUGGUCAAGUCUUCGUCGUGCCCUCAUUGGUUUGGUAAUCUGCCUCUACACAUUCGUGGUAUACCUGAGUUCCGCGAUCUAUUCACCGUCCACGGAGGGUGUCAUGGAGCGUUUUGGCGUUAGUAAUCUCAAGGCAACGCUCGGUCUCGCCAUGUACGUGCUGGGAUAUGGUGUGGGCCCAUUGUUGUUCUCGCCUCUCGCAGAGAUCCCUCGCAUCGGUCGCAACCCGGUCUAUAUUAUCACGUUCGCGCUGUUUUUCAUUCUCUCAUUUCCGACGGCUUUUGUUAAUUCCUUUGCGGGUCUCAUUGUGCUGCGAUUCCUGCAGGGGUUCUUCGGGUCUCCUUGCUUAGCCACAGGUGGUGCUUCAUUGGGCGACAUGUAUGGCAUGAUUCAUAUGCCCUUGGCGAUGAUUGCCUGGGUUGGAGCUAUGUCUUGUGGUCCCUCCCUCGGCCCUCUGCUCAGUGGAUUCGCUGUGGCAGCAAAGGGCUGGCGAUGGUCUCUGUAUGAAUCAAUAUGGGUAUCGGCGCCGGUACUUAUUCUCCUUUUCGUCUUCAUGCCAGAGACGAGCGCUCCCAACAUCUUACUUCGCCGCGCCGAGCGCCUACGCAAAUUCGCCAACAGCCAGAGGUUGAAAUCCCAGAGCGAAAUCGAUCAGGCACACCUCACAGUCUCGAGCAUAGCUGUAGAUGCCUUGAUUAAGCCUUUGGAAAUCACCCUCAAAGAUCCAGCUGUCAUGUUUGUACAGAUCUAUGCGGCAAUCAUCUAUGGGAUAUACUAUUCCUACUUCGAGGUUUUCCCGUUGGUUUUUCCAGUUCAAUAUGGCAUGAAUCUUGGCGAGGUUGGCCUCGUCUUCAUCUGCAUUGCUGUUGGGUGCAUUAUAGCUAUUAUUCUCUACGGCUUAUAUCUGUACUAUGUGCUCAUACCACGGAUGAAGAAGUCUGGUAUCGGCCCACAAGAGACCGUACUCAUACCCGGACUGCCAGCAUCCUUUGGUCCUCCAAUUGGCCUUUUUAUAUUCGCAUGGACGGCGAGGGCUUCUAUCCACUGGAUUGUCCCAACCCUUGGAGUCACAAUAUACGCUGGCUCGGUAUUCACCGUGCUACAGUGUGUAUUUCUCUACAUUCCCCUCAGUUACCCUCAAUAUGCCGCCUCCCUAUUCGCCGCCAAUGACUUUUUUCGAAGCGCGCUAGCUAGCGGAAGUAUUCUAUUCGCGCAUCCAUUGUACCACAACCUCGGGUUCGCCAAAGGCACGAGUCUCCUUGGUGGUUUGAGCGUCAUUGGUAUCUUUGGCAUGUGGGCUCUGUUCUUCCACGGCGCCAAAUUGCGAGCUCUCAGCAAGUUCGCGACGUAA
Messenger RNA from Talaromyces amestolkiae, 1776 nucleotides. RefSeq lists its product as uncharacterized. The transcript has 3 exons. Gene Ontology annotation, molecular function: fluconazole transmembrane transporter activity. Gene Ontology annotation, biological process: xenobiotic detoxification by transmembrane export across the plasma membrane. The record is from RefSeq and is a predicted model, not a curated record. Lineage: Eukaryota; Fungi; Ascomycota; Eurotiomycetes; Eurotiales; Trichocomaceae. Bases 1 to 1776 code for a protein of 591 amino acids.